Messenger RNA from Oxyura jamaicensis (ruddy duck), 6319 nucleotides. It is a transcript of the gene FGD4, whose product is annotated as FYVE, RhoGEF and PH domain containing 4. Gene Ontology annotation, biological process: filopodium assembly; cytoskeleton organization. The record is from RefSeq and is a predicted model, not a curated record. Bases 821 to 3373 code for a protein of 850 amino acids. The transcript is spliced from 17 exons. Gene Ontology annotation, cellular component: cytoplasm. Gene Ontology annotation, molecular function: zinc ion binding; guanyl-nucleotide exchange factor activity. NCBI's taxonomy places the organism in Eukaryota, Metazoa, Chordata, Aves, Anseriformes, Anatidae.
UGCCACUUUCAGUAACUUCUCUUUUCUGUUGGUCCUUUCACUUUUUGAAAAUUUGCAUUUCACAAUGCAGAAUUCAUUGUAAUCGCUUUGUGUUCUGCCCUUGGGCACAAUAGCUAGUUUAUGCCAUUUAAAAAUUGAUUUUAAAUAAUUCCAGGGAGUCUUAAUCUGUGCCAAAUAAGCUAAUAUUUUCAUGACAAUUCCUUAGUGUAGACUUUUUUUUGUCCACUGCUCUAGUAUUGUGUGCUGUGUUUAUAAACUUAUUACUAGAAUGAAGUAUACACAUUAUACAGUGGAAAAAAAAAAAUAGAAACAAGCAUUGUGUAGUGUAAAGGGAGAACGAAGUCCCAACCACAGAAAUGCUCUUAUUUGUCCUUUAACCUUGAUAGUGCUUUAUUUUCAAAGAGCAAAGAGUUUGUAGUGACAAAACUUCCAUAGCAGCUGGGGCAUUAGACAAAACAAUUUAUGGUCGUCCCUCCUCCUCUUCCUCCUCCCUUCUCCAGCACUGUGUGGUUACAUAAGCUGAUUUCUUUGUUUUUCCUCUUUAAUAGUGAGCAGGCUUCACUUCUUUCUCUAAGCUGAGUGGCUUGCAUGCUUACGUUUUUCCUCUUGAAACCGGCUGGCCAGAGGAGGAGCACAGUGUAAUUGAAAGACCCAGCAUGUAAACUGUCGGCAUAUACUGCACAUCUGGCAAGAAGUCCUUUCUGGCAGCUUAUAGGUCAUGUAAAUUGGAUAUAUGUGAGCCUGCCACAGUGUUAUUACCAUUGUGAAGGCAAUUCCUCGUGCAGUGGUACUGGAAUAUAUUAAAAAAAAAAAAAAAAAAAUGUCUUCUGAACCAGGCAGCAGCAUCUGUCCAAAGUCUUUAAUAUCGUCUAGAUCUUGUCCAGUGAGUGCCACAACCAGGCUAGUUGAGCAGAAUGCACGCAAUGAAGCGGCUCAGGGAUUAAAUGGAAGUGUGCCAGUCAAACAGUCCCCACGUUCAGCUUCAAAUCCAAAGCCACAAGUGCCUCCAAAGCCAAUUCAUCUGCAGAAGGUAUCACCUGUUACAUACCAAACCCCUAGGCAUAAAGCUUUAUCAAGUCAGAAGCCAAGAAUGGAGGAAGAUACAACUACCCCUGUUCCUAGCGUCACAAAAGAAAAGUCCAGUAAAGUGUCAGAUCUCAUCCAUCGUUUUGAAGGAGGCAGCCCAUUCAGUCCUAGUGAUUUGAAGAAAGAUUCCUCUGUUCUCAACAUCUCUAAAUCUCAAGGAAGAUAUGGAUCAACACCAUCACCUCAGCCAAAAUUCCCCUCCCAACAACUGCUACAAAAACAGGGAAACAGUAAUACCAACAAAACUCAGGUUGCACAGACACACACAGCCAAUGGAGUACUAGCACAAGACCAGAUGGAACAUGAGGACAGGAGGAUACCUGACUAUGUCUCUGCUGUGUCCACCCCAGUUCCAGAUAAUUCAAUCAACAGCAGCUUAAUAAAUGGCGAAAGAGUAAGUACGUCCAGAGAGUCAUUAGAAACUACAACUGCCUGUGAAGGACAGAUACUUAACAGCUGCUACAGGACUCCAAGCAGUGAUACACUGCUCCCGUCUGACAAUGAAACUCUAGAAGUUAAUACUAACAUGGAGGAAGAACCAAAUGAGGAAAUAAGCAAACAAGAUCAACCUAUAGAAACAAAGGAGACAGAUGAACAGAAACGUCACAAAAUUGCGAGUGAACUUCUGCAAACAGAAAAAGCCUAUGUUAGCCGACUUGACCUCCUAGAUCGGGUAUUUUACUCCAGACUCCUUGAAGAAGCCAACAGAGGUUCCUUUCCAGCUGAAGUGAUUAACAAAAUCUUUUCUAAUAUAUCAUCAAUAAAUGCAUUCCACAGUAAAUUCCUACUUCCAGAACUUGAGAAAAGAAUGCAAGAAUGGACUGAUACCCCCAGAAUUGGGGACAUUCUGCAGAAGUUAGCUCCUUUCCUCAAGAUGUAUGGGGAGUAUGUGAAGAAUUUCGAUAAUGCAAUGGAAUUGGUAAAAACAUGGACUGAACGGUCCCCUCAAUUCAAAUUAAUUAUUCAAGAUAUUCAGAAAGAAAAAGUGUGUGGAAAUUUGACAUUGCAACAUCACAUGCUAGAACCAGUGCAACGCAUUCCACGCUAUGAGAUGCUUCUAAAGGACUACCUAAGGAAAUUGCCUCAGGACUCCCUAGACUGGAAAGAUGCUGAAAAAUCUCUGGAAAUUAUAUCCACUGCAGCAAGUCACUCAAACAGCGCAAUAAGGAAAAUGGAAAAUCUAAAGAAAUUGUUAGAGAUAUAUGAGAUGCUGGGAGAAGAGGAAGACAUUGUGAACCCUUCCAAUGAACUGAUAAAAGAAGGACAGAUCCUUAAACUUGCUGCUCGCAAUACAUCUGCUCAAGAACGGCACCUUUUCCUAUUUAACAAUAUGUUGCUCUACUGCGUCCCCAAAUUCAGCUUGGUAGGAUCAAAGUUCUCAGUUCGAAACAGAGUUGGCAUAGAUGGUAUGAAGAUUAUAGAAACUCAUAACGAAGAAUACCCACAUACUUUUCAAGUGUCUGGAAAAGAGCGAACACUGGAGUUGCAGGCCAGUUCUGAACAAGAUAAGGAAGAAUGGAUAAAGGCGCUUCAGAAUACUAUAGAAGCUUUUCAGCAGCGGAAUGAAACUUUCAGAAGUGCUAUUGCUAAGGAAUAUGAAGACACGCCUGUAGAGGUUUCUAAUGCUGAGCUUGGGAAGAGAGCACCAAGGUGGAUCCGAGACAACGAAGUCACCAUGUGCAUGAAAUGCAAGGAACCCUUCAAUGCACUGACAAGAAGGCGGCACCACUGUCGAGCAUGUGGACAUGUGGUUUGCUGGAAAUGUUCUGAUUAUAAAGCACAUCUUGAGUAUGAUGGCAAUAAAUUGAACAAAGUUUGUAAGGACUGCUAUCAUGUUAUAAUUGGUUGUACAGAUAGUGAAGAAAAGAAGAAGAAAGGUAUCUUGGAGAUUGAAUCUGCUGAAGUCUCUGGAAAUAGUGUCAUAUGUAGCUUUCUUCAGUACAUGGAAAAAUCAAAGCCCUGGCAGAAAGCAUGGUGUGUUAUACCUAAACAGGAAGCUGUUGUGCUGUACAUGUAUGGUGCUCCACAGGAUGUUAAAGCUCUGGCUACAAUUCCACUUUUGGGCUAUGCAGUAGACGACACUCCAAGAAGUGCUGACCUCCCACACAGCUUCAAACUGACCCAGUCGAAGUCUGUGCACAGUUUUGCUGCAGACAAUGAGGAACUAAAACAGAAAUGGUUGAAAGUUAUCCACUUAGCUGUCAAAGGUGAGACAUUAGAAUGUCAAAAUGAACUGCAAGUAAGUUUAGAAGAACAACCUGAAUCUUCUAAAGUGUCGGAAUGCUGAAGCUCAAGAACAAGUGGUAUUUUUAAAAGAUUUCAAUUGAAUUUCUGGUUAACCUUUUGGCUAACCUUCCUUCGCUCAAUCAAAAAAAAAAAAAAUCUUACUACCGUACACAUCUUAGCACUUUAUGUUUGGGAAAAAAUCUGGUCUUUCUAGGGAUCUUUUUCUUAUAUUUAUGUUUUGUCAAUGAAAGUGAUGUACAGGUCCAUUUCAGAGACUUUUUAAAAAUGUGAAUGCUAUUAAAAAUACCUACUAACUCUACUGUACUACUUGUUCAUUGUUAUGCUUUUUUUUUUUUUUUUUUUUGAAAAUUGCUAUUUGGUUCAUGUUUGCUACUUUCUUUAAGAAUACAAAUAUUGAAGUUUCCUACUUACAUAUUAGGACUCGCAACAGGAUAAAAGAUAUACCUCCACGUUUCCCAAAUAGAUCUGUAGUUAAAUAUACAGGGAUAGUUUGGUUUAAUGUAUGUAGUUAAUAGAUCGAAUUCCACAGAUCUGUACAUAUGUUGUAUUCAUUUGUUUCUUUUUAAUUAAAGUAAUGCAAAUUGCUUUUACAGGUAUAUUGGCUUUUAAAGUUUCAAUUUAUCAAGGAAACAACCUAAUGAUUUUCAAUCUAGAAAUGAAUACCUAAAAUAUGAUAAAACAUAUAAUAUAUGUGCAGUAUUAAGAAUGUACAAUACUUGAUUUUUGCUUUGAUUUCAUGAGACUGGGUUCAUGUUAGUGAAUAAUUUAUUUAAAAAGCAUGUUUUCUAUUUGAAAUUAAACACAGUCCUAAAUUAACAAAUACUGUUCAGUGAUUUGUUUUAAUAGCUGACACUUAAUGAUCUUGAUAUUUUUAUGCAUUAAAAAAAUAGCAGUAACAUAAGUGGCAUGCAGUGGACAAAUAAGUUCCAGUUGUGUUUAAAGGAGUAGUAGCUUUUCUUCAGUGUCCUACCAUUGUAACCUUUCAAGACUGCAGUAGUUCAUUACUAAAAUGCAGUGUGUGGUUUGAGAUAAGUAACAGAUUCUGUUAAUCUUCUGGGAGUUUGUAUUUUCACUAUUAUGGUUAUUGGAACAAAUGAACAUUUUGAAUCUAAAUAUCCUAAUUGUUGCAGAAGGUUAGAUACUGUAAUACUUAUUUAAGACAACAAUCUUUAAGGAUUGCUAUUGUAAUGUGGAGCCUGCUUUAUAUGCAUUUAGUAUGAAGUCUGAACCUGCAAAUCUCAAGUUGCAUUAAUUGAAAUUAUUUGCAUUCCACUUAAAGGAAUUAGGACUUGUGGGCUUUACAGUGCUAAGUCUAUUAUGAACUUCCAUUCUUAUGAGGGUUUUUUAAUCCAUAGAGGCAAAUGACCUCCUUAAAUUUUUUACUGUAACAACCUUGGAUGAAAUAUGGUAAAUAACGAGGUAUAGUGAUUGACUAUCAGGUAGAUAAAAUCAUUGCCAUCUUUCCCUUUCUGACUCCUCAAAGGAAGGGAAAUAAGAAACUUCUGCAAUCAACGUCUGAUGGGAACGUUCAGGAGUCUUACUUCUCAAUAUAACUGCUAUCUGUGUUUUCAAUCAUGUCAGCUCAGGCUCAAGUCCAGUUUUGUUAGUAACAUGCGAACAGAUUUUUGGUAAUGAGAUUUCCAAACAAAAUACUCACUCGAGUCCCACUUCACUCUUUUUUGCAACACUAGGAAUAAAUGUUCAUUUUAGUUAGCAUUUAACAAAUAAAGGUUUGUUGAAGUAAGCUUUGUUUUUUAGCAUUAUGCAUGCGUGAGUACACAAUGUCUGCCACUUUUCAUGAGAAGAAUGUCACAACUUCAUUUGAGUGGCCUGUAUUUUGCUCUCACCUGCACAAAUCCAAAAUUUAUGAUGGCCUUUAGACUUCAAAGGUUUACACUAGUGUUAGUGAUAAUCAGGACAUGGCAUUGCAGAGUACUAACUCUACAGCUGAUUUUGUACAUGUCAGUUCUGAAUUUUUCUUUGGGUGCUCUUUGUGUCCAGAUUACUUUGUGUAUAACCCUAGUAUCACUUUUAUCUAAUGUGCAGGCUCUUCUAUAGUUCUUUAAGAGAUCUGAAGUUACUUCCACUGCCUACCUUUAGUUAUGGGCAGCAUAAGGUGUUUAUGAUUCAUGUUGGCAAGUUCCAUCAAAUCUUCACCUAGGUGUCCUUAGCUAGUACUAUGUGUCUUGGCAAGGGAUAGAGUAACAUUCAGAUAGGCAGGAAGAACCCUCCCUGGCUAAUUUUCUUUCCAUGGUCUGCAAAAGCGGUUAUCCUCUAAAAGAGUCUGCAGUGCACUUGUGGGAUCUAGAAGGUAGUCUCAUUACAACCUAACAUAUUAAAAACGUUACUUCCUAUGUUCAAGUUGUUGACUGUGAGGGGAGAAGUUGCAUUAGAGGAGACCCUAGGUAAGAUGGACUGAGUUGUACUCAAAAUAAUAUGAUGGUAUGAUUGCUGUCAUUUAGUACAUUCUGUUUUCUAAGCUCUUAAUUCUGAACUAAGUAGGAAAACCUUUUUCAGGCUAAAUGAUUAUGAAAAUGAUUACUAAAUGAUUAGAAGCAGCAAUUUCUGGGCUGCUUUAUUGUUAUAGUGGUAUUGACUAUCUGAAGCUGCUUGAAUGGUUUCAGCAUGUCUCAGAAGAAGCUCUCCAUGUGGGUGUAAACAAUGUGGAAUUAAAUUAUUGUUAGGAGUUAUUUAUUUGAAUGUUGGCCUCAUGCUUGCUUUCAGCAAUUAAAGUUUAUGUAUAGUGGGAUAUUUUAUUUACUUCAGAAAAAAAAAUCACUCAUGCUCUCUUAAUUGGUUGGUCAGAAUUGAUCUCUUCUGAGUCAGGAUGUAAUGGCACUCAAACGUGUGGUUCUGUGUGUAUCUUGUAGGAACAAUAUGUACCAAUACUAAAGAUAAGAAGAUGGAGAAGUUGCUUCUAGAUUUAACCACCCUGACAGUUAGUCCCAGUUAGUCCCUUCUUCACAGAUGGCCCCCCUGACCCCCC